Messenger RNA from Acanthochromis polyacanthus (spiny chromis), 5502 nucleotides. It is a transcript of the gene bmf1, whose product is annotated as BCL2 modifying factor 1. NCBI's taxonomy places the organism in Eukaryota, Metazoa, Chordata, Actinopteri, Pomacentridae. Gene Ontology annotation, biological process: positive regulation of apoptotic process; apoptotic process; negative regulation of autophagy. The coding region runs from base 218 to 697 and encodes 159 amino acids. The record is from RefSeq and is a predicted model, not a curated record. Gene Ontology annotation, cellular component: myosin complex. The transcript is spliced from 4 exons.
CCCGGUGGCGGAGUCAGUGUGGAGCUGACGUCGGCGAAAAGAAAUCGGCUUGUAACAGUUUUCCUCCCAGAAUGGAAGCAGCCGUGGAGGUGAAAAGGACUAAACUCGCUUGACUUGGCAGGAUAUUGAACUUUCUAUUUUUUUCUCUCUCCUGGGUGCAAGACAGUCGUUACAACGAAGCCAGUCUUUGUGGCUGCUCAUCUCAUAGUGCCCCCGUAUGGACGAUGAGGAGGAUGAUGUGUUUGAGCCAGACACCCACUGCUGGCGCACAACAUUCAGGGAGAUAAAGUGUGAAGACCGGGGCACACAGACUCCUGGUCCUGCCCUACAACCAAACAACGGCAUGCUGCCCUGUGGAGUCGCAGAGGAGCCCAGACCACUCUUCUACGGUAACGCAGGUUUUCGACUGCACUUCCCAGCACACUUUGAGCUUAUUGCGAGGCAACAAGGAAGUGAAAUGGAGCAAAAUGGGAUGGAGCAGCUGCCCCGGCAGCAACCUAUGGCACACAGCGUGGAGGCUUGCAUUGGACAGAAACUCCAGCUGAUAGGAGACCAGUUUCACCGGGAACACCUACAACUGUAUCAUCGAAACCAAAGGAACCAGGGGCCGCUGUGGUGGCGCCUGGUCGCAGCCAUUCUCAGCCUUCUGUUUGACGGGGGGUUCAUUGCUGGAGGAGGUGGUGCAGGACGGAGGUGAGGGAGUCUUCCCCUUGCGUCCCUUUUCUUCAUCUCUGUAAGGAACUGGACUCCUACAUGGCACUGUCAAAUCUAACACGGGUCUGUUUGGGGGAGAAAAGAAAGGAGACACAAAGGUCACCGCGGGACGGAGACAACCAACUUUUGUACAAGGUCGUGUUUUUUCUUUCCAAGAAGAUGCCAUGAUGCGCCGAGUUUCCUCUAAAGUUUCCUCUAAAUGUUCAUAUUUUGGCAUAAUUGUGGUGUAGUAGUUUUGUACAGUACAUUGUUCUUGGUAAAGUUUUUGCACAUCAACAUGUAUCCAUCUUUAAUGACCUCCACAGACCCUGGGAAUGCCUUAGGCAGGACUCACGUGUGUGCGUUUCAGGCAUCAGCGGGACUUCUCAUUCACUUUGAAUGUGGUGACGUCAUGCGUUGCCAACUAACUUGUGGGUCCGUUGUUGUUCAAUCAAAUUGCAUUUAUCUUAUGACGAUCGCACCAGCAAAGACACCCCCCAAAACACCAGGCGCAUCCCCCUUCAAACGCUGAUGCCAUCUGCAUGUGAGUCCUGCCUUAUUCAGUGUCUUCUGCCAGAAUGAGUAUUGAGCAAUUUUGACAGGCUUAGAUGAGAUGGUUCGGAGGUGAAAGGAAAAGUGGUGUGACGUUUUCGUUUUUGAAGUUUCCCAGGCGACCAGUCAAGUUGAUUUACUAACUUCCAAAGAGGCAACUUCUCAGAACAAAGCAUUUUGCACCUCACCUUAAUGGAACAUUUAUCUUUUUCUUAUUUUCUUUGUUUUAAUUUCAGUUUUUUUUCUCACUCUCCCAUUUUCUUUGGUAUGGUAUUAAGUUUGAUCAUAAUCCCUCAGUAUCAUUCAAAAUAUUGGGAACAAAGUGAAGUAUCUGCACAUGGAAAAGUUGGCACACUGUGAGAUGCUAUCUAAAUAUCUUUUAAUAUGCACAGAUAGUUUUGAGGUAAACCUGUCUUUAGUCAUGUGCUACAUGUCAAACAUUGAAGACUGUGAUUGCCGAAGAAGUUUCGGGGUGGAGUUUGCAGUACUGAACAUCACUGUCUGAUCAAACAAGCCUGGUGACUGCCAGCAAACCUGCCAAACAUCCAAAAAGAAGUUUUUAUAAAACCAACCCAUGUGUAGCUAGCUGCACUGAAGUGUUGCAUUAACUAAUAAGACUAUGGAGCUGUAACAAACAGUCCAGUAGUGAAUAAGUAACAGUAGACUCAAGAGUCUGUUGGCAUGUUGACCUGAGUCAACAGUGUAAACUGAUCGAUACUUUAUUAAUCUCAGUAAGCUCAAAAUUUUGGUUUGUCACCCAAUUAUCUGAACAAAUCACUUCAGCUAACAUGUUUUUAGAAGGUUGUUUGCAACAAACCAGUUUGGAGAUUUCAUUUGUGAUUCUAUGUUGCCAUUUUAUUCUUUUAGUAACAGCAGUCAUUCAGUUGUGUGAUUGCUGUCUUAACUGUUCAGGGGUGUUUGUUAUUGUGCAACACAGUGGUCAUCUGUUAAUCUAAGGGUUAUUGCUCCUGGCUGUAGGUGGCGAAUGAUGUCUGAGAUGUAGCACACUGAAUAGAUAUCUAUAAUGAAAUCACAGGAUGCUGACUUUUGCAUGCAUAUAGAGAACUAUUGAAGGUCUAGCACCAUGCACUAUAUUAGAACAUAAGAGUAAAUCACACUGAUAUACUGAGCAAAGUAAAGCACCUGUCCACGUCAAAAAAAAAAUAAUAGUCUAGCAUUUUUAUCUGGGUUUUAGUUUCACCAGAUGUUCAGUUUUCAGUUUGGUCUUGUUCCCAAUUCCAUCCUCUAAUACACAACUUCCCUUUGUUAUAGGUGUAUUCUUUUCGUGUGAUUGUUUUCAGACCUCCAUGCCCUUGAAGUGGAGCUGUGGAUCCACUGUUUUUGCACUAGACUUACACCCUUCAAGAGUUCAGAUUGUUACCGCGCUAACCUCUGUCUUGUAUGAAGGUUUUCAGUUACGACUUGUUUUCUUGCCACCACAUUUCAGAUGUUUUCAUUCACAUGUCCAAGACAAAUAAUCAGUGUUGACACCUGACUGAACACAGUCUGGAAUCUGGAUAGGAUGUCGGUUCUUGAAAUUUCUCUUACCACUGUUUCAGGCUACAGCAGUAGUAGUUAUAGAGUGAGCAUUAUCGUCCCGUGCCUCGACUGAAAGGUUCCCUGGUUUGCUUUUCACAGCCACUGUGUGCUCUGAACACCAAACAAUAUGGCGUAACCAAUCUGUGAAACAGAAUCUCCUCCUCUCAGGCCUUUAUGGGGUUUUACAUCAUUUGAUAUUCUGUUGGGUGAUCUUGUGUUGUCUUUGGUGCUCAGAGAUCCGGGACGUUUAAGCACGUAUAACCACCACUGACUCAGCAGACAAACAGUCUCUGAAUUGAAACAAAAGUGAUAAAGACUGUAAUUAUUGUUGAAGUAUGAAUAUGUUUAAAGACACUGUUAAAGAUGCUGUUUGUUAUGUCUUUCUGAUUGCUGAACCCAGGCCAACGUUUGGACCCAAGGAGCAGUACAUAUCAGGGGUCUGCAAUUACUUGCUCCUUACAAUGUGUCAAGUUUAUCACUGCAUAAUUAGGGUUUUCUGUCAUUAUCUCUCAAGAUGUCUCAGGGACAGACUUUGUGGGCUACUGGUAACCUUGAGAAUCUGUUACAUGGUUAGAAGAAGAGCAGUGUUGUCACCCAUUUAUUUAUGAUAAGACCUCUCAAAGUCUUGUCAAGUCUCUUAUUUUCAUUUCAUUUAGAAAUUCCUCUUGGCCAAUUUCUCACAACACACAUAAAGGUACAGUUUGACCGAGGAGUCUGAGGCUGACUUGCUGGCUGUGGUGGUGACGGGAACUACUGAGUAUGUAGUCAUAGGCGUGUGAGGUGCACUGAAUGUGGUUGUGGUCAUAGUUUCCUGCGGAUCCUGAACGCUGAGCCAGUCCAUGUAGCACCCCGUCUCACCAUUGGCUCUUGACUUCCUCUCUGUGCUGCUCCUUCAGUUAUUGUUCAUCGGUUCAUUUUCUUUGUAAUUUAUUUUUUUCUUUUUUUUAUUUAUUUUGGUAUAUUUGCCCAUUUCUACUGUAUACACCUGUGUGUGCAAUUACUUCUUAUUUUCCUUUUUUUUUUGGUCUUGGACUUGUAUGAUUCUGUGCAGAGCAGGUUGGCCCUCAUUGAGCCUGACAUUUCUUCAAAUGAUACUCAACCUAAAUUCUGCCUUUUUCACAUCACUCACCUUUUGUAGGCUUUACAAGAACAGAUUAAAGUCAUGUGGUUACAGUUCAUUUCAGUGGUGGCAGGUCGGAUUGAUAGUCUGAUUUGGAAUAUAUUGUUGUUACCAUGAAUUCAUGACCAUAUCUGCUGUUCUUCAUAAAGAAGAAAAGUACAAACCACCUUUUCAGGCCUACAUGGGUGGGUGUUUGAUUCUCAAAAAAAAAAAAAGAUUUUGGUUGAAGUAUUUCCCCUAAAAGGUUGUGAUUUGCCAGGGAUGGGCCCAACCAGUUCUGACCUUUUUCAUUAACUUCCACCACCCUAUUCACCAGUCAUCAUGAGUAGUUUUACAAUAUGUGGUUGAGAAAAGCAGCAGCCUCGAUGCAGUUUAACCUUUCAACAGAUAUUAUCCUCUCCCUUAUAAUUAAUGAGUCAUCACCCAUCCCACCCAUCACUAAUGAUACACAUGACAUUAGAAAGACUCACACAGACAGAAAAUAAAGUUGCCUUCAUAUUCCUCUCAAGUUGCAGGGCGUUAGUUUUUGUGUUUUGUUUUUUUUUAAAUCUUAAUCAUUGUAUUGUAAUCAAUAUGCACUGGAAAGUACUUUGUUUCUGUAAAUCCCAAUAGGUCUCCUAUCUGUUGUGUGUUAAUGUAUAGUAUAUACUCUGGAUUGUUCUCUUGGGCUAAUCUUGCCAUGUGUCAGCCGUAUAUCUGUGCAUUGACCAAGUAGGCUCAGGUUUGAUGGCCUGUUUGAUUUAUUGGAAAGGGAAACAAGCCACCAUGGUGCCCUGUAUAAUUUUGUUAGAAUGAGGUUCCCAAACUCUGUUCAUCACAUUACAUGCGAGUGCAGAGAAUCCCAAGAGUGGGACAUGUAUUUUAUGGAAACCAUCAGUGUCUUGAAUUUUGUAGUCCACUUUAUAUAAAUUUGAAGGUUUUUUUUUUGAGGAAGGUUUUGAUUUUGAAUUUUUUUUAAUGAUAACAUUUUUUCUUCAUGGUCUUUCUUAACUUUUUAAAUUGUAUUUUCUUAAGACAUAAAAAAGGGUCUGCUUUUAUAAGGACAUUUCAUGCUUGUAAAAUAAUUUUUAAUACAGUACGAUCCUUUUUGAAGUCCAUAAGAUCAAGAACAUUUUUUAACGAAAAUGAACUUGCAACAUUCCUUGCACAUCUCACCCUGAUAUAUACACAAAAACAAGCAAACCAAAAUCGUUCAUGGUUGUGGUUAAUUUGGCUCACGAGCUUGUCGCUAUGAAAUAUUUACCCUUCUUUACAGGACAGAUAAAGUGUACAUGUAUUUCUAAAAACCCUGGAAUAUGCCUUUAACUGCUCAGUUUCAAUGAAGUCUUGAUUAUCACACACUCUCUGUAUACCAAGAAAUGAGACCCAGCGAAAAUGUAGCAUUUUUGUAAACAUUGACUGUGUGUUUUCGAGACUCUACUGUGCACUCAGUUUUUGUGUUUAUAUAUAUUUUUUGGUUCUUGAUAUAAUACGGAAGUAAAGACAAUUUGCUAUGUAGUGCAAUAUGCUGUAAAUACGGAGCUUUGCUCUACAAAUCUUUUUUCUGGAUUUCUUGUUGUUUAUUGGUACUUUUUUUCAAUAAAAUUUUAUUGAAGGUG